GGCGGGGCUCCUGACGGGGCGAGGGCCCGGGCCUCGGGCGAACGCUGUGGCGGCGUCAUGUCCUCCGAGGUGGCCGCGCGCCGCGACGCCAAGAAGCUGGUGCGCUCCCCCAGCGGCCUGCGCAUGGUGCCCGAGCACCGCGCCUUUGGCAGCCCCUUCGGCCUGGAGGAGCCGCAGUGGGUCCCGGAUAAGGAGUGCCCGAGGUGCAUGCAGUGUGACGCGAAGUUUGACUUCCUGACCAGAAAGCACCACUGUCGCCGGUGUGGGAAGUGCUUCUGUGACAAGUGUUGUGGCCAGAAGGUGCCGCUGCGGCGCAUGUGUUUCGUGGACCCUGUGCGGCAGUGCGCCGAGUGCGCCCUGGUGUCGCACAAGGAGGCGGAGUUCUACGACAAGCAGCUCAAGGUGCUCCUGAGUGGAGCUACUUUUCUCGUAACUUUUGGAAACUCUGAGAAGCCAGAAACCAUGGUUUGUCGUCUCUCCAACAACCAGAGGUACUUGCUUCUGGAUGGGGACAGCCGCCACGAGAUUGACAUUGCGCACAUUUCGACUGUGCAGAUCCUCACGGAAGGCUUUCCGCCCGGAGAAAAAGACACUCACACUUACACCAGCCUCCUGGGGAGCCAGCCCGCCUCUGAAGGAGGCAACGCACGGGCCACAGGCCUGUCCCUGCGGUUUGCAGCACCGGGGGCGGAGGGCCUGACGCAGCUGAAGCUGACGGCCGGGGAGGACGCACACGCCAGCAGGAGGCAGUCGACGGCAUGGCUGGCGGCCAUGCACAAGGCCACCAAGCUCCUCUACGAGUCGAGGGACCAGUGAGUGACUCCAUGCGGGACGACCGUCAGCAGGGGACCGUGGAGCCAGCUCUGCACACACAGGCAACUAACCCCACACGUGCUGGGAAACGCAAGUCGAGCGUUUGGAGAAACAGAUCCUAGUGCGAUAUGCACAGCUCGUUAACACUCUGAACAGCUUCGUGCUUUAGAGUUUGUGCACUAUCCUGUUGAUACUUAAUUGGAGGUGGGAGAGACUCAGCUACACUACUCACUACUGCUGAACUAUUUUUAGCGUAACUUCAACCAUGUUUUUAUGGGUGCCCAGGUUUGCUAGAAGGUUCUGGCCCCUCAGUGUUCACUCUUGCAGAGUAAUGAUUUGGGCAGUGGGAAGUCGGGCCCGAUCUGUUUGGGAUCCUGGUUUCUAGUGCGUCGGUUUACAGUCUCCCUGAGCCCGUUUUAUAGACUCUCCACUUACCGCAUCACUAAUCUGGGCUACGAACAAACCUUUGACACUUCACUGAGGGGGAGAAGCCAGCUUUGCUUUUUGUAUUUUCACUUACUAUUUCCCUUUAUUAAAAAUAAUUGUACAACAAUUUGUAUAUAAAGCUUAUGAUUAAAACUUAUUUUGAAACUAA
Felis catus (domestic cat) is the source of this 1408-nucleotide messenger RNA. It is a transcript of the gene ZFYVE21, whose product is annotated as zinc finger FYVE-type containing 21. Gene Ontology annotation, molecular function: metal ion binding. Bases 58 to 816 code for a protein of 252 amino acids. The transcript has 8 exons. The record is from RefSeq and is a predicted model, not a curated record. Lineage: Eukaryota; Metazoa; Chordata; Mammalia; Carnivora; Felidae.